Messenger RNA from Protopolystoma xenopodis, 432 nucleotides. NCBI's taxonomy places the organism in Eukaryota, Metazoa, Platyhelminthes, Monogenea, Polystomatidea, Polystomatidae. The record is from the annotation of a GenBank genome assembly.
AUGGUCACAUGCUCGUGUCUGUGUAUUCAAGCGCAUGUAUCUAUCUACGUCGGUGGCCAGAUUGUUGUUUCUCGCGCAUUCAACCUCAAUUAUCCAACUCCAUUCGACUUUAUCAUCAAGAUGGUCCGGUCUUGCCAGCCCACCGCAGCUGAGUGUCCCUACUCUGUCGUCUCCUGCAACGGAAGGGUCUGCUCCUCACAACAACUAUUCCUCUCUUCCCCGCUCGGUGUCCCAAACUCUAACGUACUCAAAGGUCAAAUGAUUUCGCAUCUUGCCAACUUCUCACUCAACUCGGCCCAAACCACAACCCCUUUAUCGGUCAUGAUUAGGCAUGCCACAACCUUGGACUUGUUUCUUCUCUACUUUUGCCCUACCCUCUCAUCAUCUUUUCUCGUUUUGAGAGCGUCCAAAAAAUACCGUUCUUGUGCUUGA